Messenger RNA from Centruroides sculpturatus (bark scorpion), 1353 nucleotides. RefSeq lists its product as uncharacterized. The transcript has 10 exons. The record is from RefSeq and is a predicted model, not a curated record. Bases 416 to 1162 code for a protein of 248 amino acids. Lineage: Eukaryota; Metazoa; Arthropoda; Arachnida; Scorpiones; Buthidae.
UUGAAAGAAAAUAAAAGAUUUACGGACAACAUGGAGUCUGGUGUCAAUAAUAGGAAGCCGUAGACAUUGUAAACGUUUCGGAUGUGACGACGUUUGUUUGGAUUUAUUAAGUAAUUGAGAAUAGUUUACUCGUCUCAAACUUCUCGAAGAUUGCUUUAUUUAUCGGAGUUUUAAUUCAACCGUAACUAAUUUAUUCGUCGAAACGUCACUCUACGUAACGGUGUAUUAUAAAAAGAAACGUUUUAUCUUCGUUAUUCGUUAAAAAUUUGGAGAAUAAAAGAAUAUUUCUAUAAGAAAAUAUGAAGGAUGAGAAAUUAACUGUUUGUAAUUCUAAAAGAAGAUAGAACGAUUUUUAUAUCUCAUAUAAGUAUGACUGAGAUAUAUUUGUAAAUAUAUUUAAUGUAACAAAAAAGUAAUGGCUGAUCAACUAUCAGGAAUUGCCAUCAUUAUUUGCAUUGCUUUUGGUGUAUUAACUUUUAUAUUAUUAUUUAUAUUUGCCAAAAGACAAAUAAUGAGGUUUGCAUUAAAGUCAAGAAGAGGUCCUCAUGUUCCAAUUGGACAUGGUGCUCCAAAAGUUUUAUGUCAAGACAUAGAUAAAUAUUUGGAUGUAGUGAAUGAAAUAGCCUAUGAACCAAAGUUAUCAAAAACUGAUGGUAAUGAAGACAAUAUCAAUGAAAACAAUAUGAAUCAAUCAUUUCAUUUCUAUAGAAUGAAAGCAGUUGAUACUUUAUCAGAACUAGAAGAAACAAUUGCAGCAGCUGAUCCUCACAAAGUUCGUCAUCCUGGACACGAUUUAAGAAUUUAUUUACAUUAUUUGAUGCGCACUGGGGUUCUUGUAGGAAUUGAUUCAAUCACUGUUCACAGAUUUGUAGAUUUAUAUGAACAUGCUCGACAUGACCCGUCUGCAUUUGGUAUUGAUGAGUUUACUCAAUAUAAAUAUCUCUUAAACAAUUUACAAAAACACAUAUCUCAGCAACGGUAUCCUCAGAGGAUAGAAACAAAACAGGUUGAUUCUAAAACCACAAGUGCCCUGGAUAUAACUAAACAAUUGUCCAAUGGAAAUCCAAUUCCAAUUUUAAGAAGACAUCCAUCUGUUAUUACAAUAAAAGAUUCUGAUGAUAAAAAAAUGAUUGUUAUAUUAAUGAUCAAACAGAACCAUUAACUAGAGAGAAAAAUUGAUAUUUAUUUUGAAAGAGGCCACCAAGUGUUCUUUCUACCUCCAGUAUUCCAAAAUUCUGCUAAUUAAUAAACCUGUGUGAUAAAUAGAUUCUACAAAUUAGUUUAUAGUUGAGAGAAACUUUCAAAUUUAUAUAUAUACAUGUAUGAUACUGUGUGUCUUUGUACAGUAUUUUU